Messenger RNA from Dicrocoelium dendriticum, 435 nucleotides. The record is from the annotation of a GenBank genome assembly. Lineage: Eukaryota; Metazoa; Platyhelminthes; Trematoda; Plagiorchiida; Dicrocoeliidae.
AUGCCUUUACUAGUAAUUGCAUUGUAUCUCACUUGUUAUCGGAUAGCGUUCGCUACAGGGAUUGACGAUCCAUGCAUUCCGUUUCGUGUAAAUGGAUCAACGGGGAGGAUAGAACUUUUCGAUUAUAAGCCGAACAUGUUCUGCAGCACUUUGCUCACCGCCCCAAAUUCUCAAGGAAUUUACAUGUACUUCCUGGAACUUGAUUUAGAGGAUUAUGACAGUGUCCUCUUUGACUACAUGGUUAUGUUUGAAGGAGCAGAUUGCUUGGCUCCUCGAUUUGCGGUUACUUUUUUACAACGGAUCAUCAGCUCCCCUGCAACCAACGUGUCGCUGGUAUUCAUCAGUGACAUGACAAAUCAAGGUGUUGGUUUGAGUCUUUACUAUGAACCAGAAACUGAGGUGGAUGCUUGGAAACUUUUAAAAGCAAGUGAGUGA